Messenger RNA from Malaya genurostris, 1825 nucleotides. Its product is annotated as probable cytochrome P450 12a4, mitochondrial. The transcript is spliced from 8 exons. NCBI's taxonomy places the organism in Eukaryota, Metazoa, Arthropoda, Insecta, Diptera, Culicidae. The coding region runs from base 151 to 1713 and encodes 520 amino acids. The record is from RefSeq and is a predicted model, not a curated record. Gene Ontology annotation, molecular function: heme binding; monooxygenase activity; oxidoreductase activity, acting on paired donors, with incorporation or reduction of molecular oxygen.
GCGGUUGUGUCCGACAAGAUCUCUAUCGAUGUGCGAUCGUAAACGUUUGACUGUGCGAGUAACGGUUGCUGCAGUGGCAGUCAGAUAGUCAAAAGUACCGAACCGAUUCAGAAAGCAAAACAGAGUUGACCGUCAAAAAAACCGCGGAACAUGCUGCGUAACAUAGUGAAGCUAAAGGUGAGACAACCUUUCCAGAGUGUGCGACCGAAGCGCUGGCAGACGGCUCAGGCCCAGGCGGUGGCCAAUAAUGUUGCUGCUGUUGAUCCGGAAUGGGAAACUGCGAUGCCGUUCGACAAAAUCUCGGGGCCCAGUAUUUGGCGGAUGAUGAAAAAUUUUGCCCCUGGCGGACGCUACCACAAUUGUACACUGCCGCAAAUGCACAAAUUUCUCCAAGAGGACUAUGGAAACUUGAUGCGGUUGCCGGGAAUGUUUGGUCGAGAGCCUAUCCUGCUCAGCUUCAACCCGAAUGAUUUCGAGAAACUUUUCCGUGCAGAAGGCAAAUGGCCUGUCCGGCGCGGGUUGGAGAGCUUCGUGUACUAUCGGAAAAAAGUUCGUCCCGAUGUGUUCAAAGGAAUGGGUGGAUUGCUGACGGAAGAUGGAGAACCAUGGCAAUCAUUUCGAACGACGGUGAACCCUGUGAUGAUGCAACCGAAAACGAUUAAACUAUAUGUUUCGAAGGUGGAUGAGGUUGCUAGAGAAUUUAUGGAGAUUAUGACAAAUCUUCGCGAUGAGAAAAACGAGCUUCCGGCAGACUACGACCAGUGGUUGAAUCGAUGGGCACUCGAAACGAUGGGUGUAUUGGCGUUGGACACUAGACUUGGAGUUCUGAAAGAGGAAUCCGAUGAAGCAAAACAUAUUGUUACGAACAUUCGGAAGUUUUUCGAACUGACAUAUGAGAUCGAAGUGUUGCCGUCUUUAUGGAGAUACUUCAAAACACCCAAAUUCCGACAACUGAUGAGCACUUUGGAUGAUCUUACCAGACUAGUCAUGGCCAAAGUGGAUGACGCAGUGGUUAGACUGGACAACAAUCCCUCUACUGACAGUAACACCCAAAGUGUGCUCGAAAAGCUGCUGAAGGUUGAUCGAAACGUUGCUAUUAUAAUGGCGUUCGAUAUGUUGCUGGCCGGGGUUGAUACGACAUCUUCCGGUACUAUUGGUGUGCUUUACUGUUUGGCGAAAAAUCCGGAAAAGCAGGAAAAACUACGCGACGAACUUCGUGCCAUUCUCCCGAGGAAGGAUUCUCCUCUGACACCGGAGAAUAUGCGUAAUAUGCCGUAUCUUCGAGCUUGCAUCAAAGAAGGUAUCCGCGUUUGUCCACCCACAGCAGGAAAUGCUCGUGCCACCGGCAGAGAUAUGGUUUUGCAAGGAUACAGGAUUCCGAAAGGGACGGACGUGGUGAUGUCAUCGAUGUUGUUGCAAAACGACGACUUGCACUUUGCUCGUGCCAAGGAGUUCCUUCCCGAGCGGUGGCUGAAAGAGGAUGGAAUACCAGAAGGAAAGAACUCCCAUCCGUUUGUAUAUUUACCGUUCGGGUUUGGAGCACGGGCCUGCAUCGGAAAGCGUUUGGCCAUGCUGGAAAUGGAAAUGAUAAUUUCUCGAAUCACACGUCAAUUCGAUUACCGAUGGAAUUAUGGCGAGCUGAAGAUUCGGGGAGCCCUGGUCAAUAUUCCGAUGAAUGAGUUGAAAUUUCAAAUGAAUGAAGUUCUUGAUUAGUUAGGGCUUAGUUGACUCAAAUUGUUAUUUGCAUGUAUUCUACAAAACUAAAAACACCGAAAUUUGCAUUCAAGUUGUAUAAAUAUACCCAUAGGUUUGGGGAACAAAUUUA